This is a messenger RNA of Apiotrichum porosum, 1947 nucleotides long. RefSeq lists its product as uncharacterized. The transcript is spliced from 9 exons. The record is from RefSeq and is a predicted model, not a curated record. Gene Ontology annotation, cellular component: membrane. Gene Ontology annotation, molecular function: hexosyltransferase activity. Lineage: Eukaryota; Fungi; Basidiomycota; Tremellomycetes; Trichosporonales; Trichosporonaceae. The coding region runs from base 1 to 1947 and encodes 648 amino acids.
AUGUGUUUCUGGGAGACACAGCGGGGAACGGGGUGUGGCGUCUACGGCCUCAAUACCACUGCACUGCUGCACUCGACCGCGUCCACUGCUCGUGACGAGAACAAAUCUAAACGCCGGUACGCCGGCUCGUGGCCCGCAGCCCGCGUACCCGCGUACCGCGUCUUGUUCCGUCGGCUCACUCAGAGGCAUCUCGAGAUAUUCCAGAUUGGCACAUUACGUUUUACGGCGGGAGGUGUGGCUUGCCUGCAGAUGCCUGGCUGGCACGCCGCCGACGGUGUGCCCGCUCAGGCUGCUACGGACGCCGGGACGCCUGCACGCCUGGAGAGGGAGAUGAUGAAAGCACAACUCGACAUCCUCAGCGACACGACAACGCUCGUCAGCUUGUGGUUCGCAGGAGUGACUGAUCUUCGGGCUGAGGUGUUGAGGACGUUCGCGCCGGAGAAAUGGCAGUGGUCCAAUGAUCCAGUGCAACACCAUGUCGAAAGUGACUGGGGCUCAGAAGAAGACAGCGUUGGGCCCAUUGCAGUUGACUCUCUCGACUCUCUACUCUACAGCCCCCUCGACAUCCUUUCCAACUGGCAACCAUUACACGUCGCCAUGGUCAGCCUGGGAGCGUUGUACCCGCGCGCAUUGCAGCGGCUAAACCGCCGCUCGCCAAUGACCAGAAUCGCCCUCGCCGUGUUCAUCUCGUUCGCCUUCAUCUCGCUGUAUCUCUACCACAGGUUCAACAUCUGGCUCGACCUUGUCUAUACGUACCGCGACAGACACAUGUUCUACGUGAUAUCCAAGUACGCGCCAAAAUGGUACUCUGAGCAGCUCAUCAAGGAGCUCUUCCCCACCGACGAGUUCCCUCACAAGUUCCCGCCAGUCAUCCCUGCGCUCAUGGAUGCGCCUUGGAUCGGAUCAUGGGAUGUCCCAAAGCUCCAGGUCCCUCCCAGCACUGCUGCAUCCAAGCAGGCCAGCUCGCAGCGUGGCAUCGGCCCGUACCACCCCACCACCCCCGCGUUCCUCAUGCUCCACAUCUUCAGCUCCCCCACACGCAAGGGUGCUGCGCGUCGCGCGUUUAUCCGCGAACGCCACCCGUUGUUCUCCAUUCCCAAGGGCUACCGACACUUGGUCGAAGUCAAGUUUGUCAUUGGGUUCACGUCCGAGGACCGCGAUGACAGUUGGCAGAAGCAGGACGAGGUGGAGCGCGAGCAGGAAACGCAUGGCGACCUCCUCCAGAUCCCGGGGCUCAAGAAUGGCGAGAACAUGAACGAGGGAAAGACCAUCAUGUGGAUGCAGUACGUUGGUCGCCAGGGCGCACGCGAGGCGCAAUGGGUGUUGAAAUGCGACGACGACGCCAUCCCAAUCCUGCCCAACAUGCUUCCCGAGCUCUUGGAGCUCAACGCCAGGGACCCAGCCUUCGUCGGAACCGCCUUGGGAAGGUGGCCGGGUUCUGUCUAUCAGCACUCUGGAUUUACCUAUGGUUUCUCGUGGGGAGUCAUCAAGACUCUGUCUGCCGCCAAGCUGCCGUGGGAGGUGGUCACGCGCUCCCACCACGAGGACAUGCACACGGGAGAGAUCAUGCUGGGCCUCCCCUCCAAGCCCAGCUACCGUCACGUGGACAUUGAGUGCUACCGCACGAACGACUGCACCAAAGAGCAAAAGGAUGCCAUCAACAAGGCCCUCUACCACAAUCUCCCAGAAGAGACGUGGGAGCCAUGGCCGUCCCGCGACAAGCGUACCACCCUGCGCCUCGUCGACUGGGAAGGGCGUCUCAACGACUAUGGAGAGCCGUGGACACACGACUUCCGUGAUGCCGUCGGCUGGCACGGGUUCAAGUCGGAUGAGUCCUAUGACAACGCGUACAACAAGCUCAUUGCCGACUUCCGCUCUACUGGCCGCGAAUACGAGUGGGUCGUGCCCCGCAACAUGCGCAAGUUCAAGUUUGCGGACGAGCUCUAG